Molecule: messenger RNA, 967 nt
Organism: Dioscorea cayenensis subsp. rotundata (Guinea yam)
Lineage: Eukaryota; Viridiplantae; Streptophyta; Magnoliopsida; Dioscoreales; Dioscoreaceae
Product: acidic leucine-rich nuclear phosphoprotein 32-related protein-like
Exons: 3
Coding region: 318-734 (138 amino acids)
Source: RefSeq, a predicted model, not a curated record
ACCAUUGAAAUAUCUCUCUCUCUCUUUCUUUCUCUCUCUACUAAUGCACACAAACAUUGCACACCAUUUACUCCACCUUGGUGUUCUGCUGCUCCAUUUGUCUUCUCACUUCUUUGCUCUCUUUCUUUGGUGCUCUGGAAUCAUGAAAGAGUUUGCUAUCCUUCAUUCAUUCCAUACUUGCUCAAAUCUAUCCCAUCUUUAGAGUGCCAAAGCUAUGUUUGGAGGAAUGGGCAGAAUGAGGCAGUGGUGAAAGAGUGAUACUUUGCAAGAGGUUGUUUAGUUUUCUUUAGCUACUGUGACUGGGAAGGUCUGUGUUAAUGGGAAGAGGCAGAGGUAAGGGAAAGAAGUUGACUGUUGUCCCUAGUCAUGAGGAUCCGGGGAGCGGUGGUGAAGAACCCCUUCCUGCACAUAAGAGAAGGGGAAGGCCACAAAAGCCAUUGAAAGAUGACAUUGAUGAGGAGGAGAAUGAAAAGAUUGAAGAAGAGGAAGCAGAAGGGGAUGACAUUAAACCAACCAUUUCAAGCAAAGAGAUGAAAGGCGUGGUGCUGGAGAACGGGAGGAAGCGGAAGCGACAACCAGUGAAAGAAAGCUCUGACUCUGCUUUAGAAGAAAAUGGAGCUGGUGCUAAAUCUGGCAAUGGGGAUUCGGCUAAGCCUAAUGGUUUUCGUCAAAACAAAAAUCGCCGUAAAAGCAAGCCUAGGCGGGCUGCUGAAGCAGUAGUUGAAUGCAAGUGAGAUAUCUGACGGCCAGUUCUUGAUGGUUGUCUCCUUUUCUGGACAGAUGAUUAUACAAAUCUCAACAUCAAUUUUGCUUCUCAAUUCUGCUCUUCGUCAUCUUUUAGUUUUUUUCCUUUCUUGUUGGUAGUUAACUUAAACUGCAAGGCUAGGGGCUGGUUACACUGAUUUAUUGUCUUCCCUGGAACCGCAAAGUUAGUAUUAAAUAUUUGCAAUCAGCUUAAUUUUUUAUA